This is a messenger RNA of Chlamydomonas reinhardtii, 7528 nucleotides long. RefSeq lists its product as uncharacterized. Gene Ontology annotation, cellular component: CAF-1 complex; nucleus. Gene Ontology annotation, biological process: nucleosome assembly. The record is from RefSeq and is a predicted model, not a curated record. Lineage: Eukaryota; Viridiplantae; Chlorophyta; Chlorophyceae; Chlamydomonadales; Chlamydomonadaceae. The transcript is spliced from 12 exons. Bases 115 to 7413 code for a protein of 2432 amino acids.
CCCUUUCUAUUAUCACGUCAAAUUAUCCUUACAAACAGUGGAAACUAUGGGAAGAGCUUGGGCUAUUAAAUACACAAGGAGCUCGUGCCGAGCUUGAGGGUCAGCCGAACUUCAAUGCGGCGCACUGCCCAAGAUAGUGGUGUGACGCUUGCAUACGGGGAGAGCGAGAGCGCGGACGCGGGAGAUGUAAUCGUCGCGCCUCGCGACGCCACCACCAACGGCGAUCUAGGCGCCGACGAUGCCGUCACGGUGGUUGUGUGGCUAGAUCCGGCAGGACCGCGGGCAUGGGCGCACCGUCGCAGCCUCUUACACAGUGCCCAUGCGCGCCAACAGCCCGGCGGCGGCGGCGGCGGCAGCGGCAGUGGCGGCGGCGGCACCACCGCCGGCGGCCGCCGCCUCUGGGCAGCCUCCCGCAGCGGGGCCGCCGUCGCAGCACACCCACGUGAGGUGCUGGCCCUGCAUUCGGCGGCCAGCGAGUCCCUAGCUGCAUACCUCAUGCAGCGGGCCGGCAGUAGCAGCAGCGCUUUCGGCAGCGCCGGCGCCGGCAGCAGCAGCAGCAGCAGCAGCGGUGGCGGCGGCGGCGGCUGUAGUGGCCAUGGUGAUGUGGUGGAGCGCGGCGGCGGUGCCGGGCGUGAGAGCGGGGGCUGGCGCCUGUGGGGCGCUGCCGGCGGCCGGCCGUGGCGCCUGGACGCGACCAGCCGCGGCGGUCCUUCCAGCGGCAGCAGCCAUGGCUGGGCGAGCGGCAGGAGCUACAGCAGCAGCAGCAGUAGUGGCAGCAGCAGUAGCGGCCAGGGCGGGCUGGGCGGGUCCAGUCCGCAGCCCGCCGCCUCAUCAACGGCAAACUCUCACCAGCAGCACCAGCAGCAACCUGCCCGGGGCGGCGUUAGCCCGGUGCCGCUGCCGCUGCCGCUGCCGCUGCCGGCGCCGGCGGCCCCACUGGGCGCGGCAGGCUCACAGCCGCAUCCGCUGCCGCUUUCUGUGCCAGUGCUGGCGAUUGGGGACGUGUUCCUGUCCUGUAACACGGUGGCAGGGCUGGAGCACGCGGACGACUGGGACCUGGACCGCCUGGGUAGUGGCCUUUUGGACCGCCACCGGCAAGCUGCUACAGCAGCAACAGCAGCAGCAGCAGGCACAGCAGCAGUAGCAGCAGGUGAUGGCAGUAGCAGUAGCAGCCGCAAGGACGGCAAAGACGGCAGCAGCAGCAGUAGCAGCUCUGCCGCUGCACCGGACGCCUUGCCAGCCGGCACCUCACAGCUACAACAGGCGCAGCCACACAAGCAGCAGCAGCAGCAGCAGCAGCAGCAGCAGCAGCAGCAGCAGCAGCAGCAGCAGCAGCUGCAGCAGCAGCAGCAGCAGCCACAGCAGCAGGCGCAGCAGCAGGGGCCGGCGCAGCAGGGGCGGCCGGCGGUGGCUGCUCUGGACCCGGCGGCGGAGCUGCUGCUGCGCAUGUCUGCGCCGGUGGACGGGCGGCGGCUGCUGUUCGUGAGCAAGGAGGGCGCGGAGCUGGUGCGGCGGGCCAUGAUACUCGCCAGGUAUGACGAGAUCAUGGAGGAGCGGCGGGCAUCUGGCGGCGCCACCUCCACCUCCUCCGCCUUCACGCCAGCGCCCACAGCCGUAUCCAGCGCCCGGGCCGCCGCCGCCGCCGCCGCCGCCGCCGCCGCCGCCGCCGCCGCCGCCGCCGCCGCCACCCCCGCCCCCGCCCCCACGGCUGCCGGCGCCAGUGCCGCCGGAUCCGCCGGCGCGUCGGGCCGUGAAGGCGGCGACGCGGAUGCCAAGCCCUUUGCUGACGACGGCAGUGGCACUGGCAGCGGCACUGACGACAGAGAGGCGCUGCUGCACCGCGCCAAGGCAGAGGGCAGGGCCGCGGGGGAGCGGCUGCUGCGGUGGGCGGCGCCGGCAGCCAAUGUGCUUGCUGCCCUGGCGAUGGGCGAGUUCCCCUCCCCACACACACUCGCGCGGGUGGCGGCGGUGGCUGCGGCGGCGGAGGCGGCGGCGGAGGAGGCAGCGGAGGCAGCAGAGGCGGCGGCGGGCAAGGAUGGCGGCGACGGCAAAGGCGGUGCAUCACAAGGCGGCGCCUCAUCCGCACCAACAUCAACAUCAACACCAACACCAACACCGCCAUCCACAACGGCAGGGGCGCCCCCGUCUUCGGGUAGCGGGGCGCCCCAACAGGACGGCAGUAGCAGCACCACCACGUCCGGAAGCAGCGGCAGUAGCAGUAGCAGUAGCAGUAGCAGUAGCAGCGGGAGCAGUAGCAGCUCGGGCACAGUCGGCAACAGCAGUAGCAGCAACAGCAGCAGCAGUAGCACUCCAGUGGUGAGGGCCCCGGGUUCCCAACCUUGGCCCGGAGUGACUGGCGCCGGCACCGGCGAGCAUGGCACCGGCAGUAGCAGCAGCGCCCCGCCCGACGGCAGUAGCAGCAUCGCAACCAGCACAAGCAGCGGCAGUAGCAGCCAUGGAGGCGGCAAGGGGCUGGCCGAUGCCGUUAAGGGAGGCUUGGAGGCGGUGGGGCGUGGAGUGGGUCUUUUGCUGGGCAUCGGGUCGAUCGACGUCGACGGCGCCACGGAGCCGCGGCCGCGGCUGCCGGCGGCGCCGCUCACGCACGCCAUGCAGUUGCCGAUUGUGCAGAAGGCGCCGCCGCCGCCGCAGCAGCAGCAGGCACAGGUGGCGGCGGUGGCGGGCGCGGGGGCAUCCACGGGCAGCGCAGGCGGAGGGGGUGGUGGAGCGGGUGGUGGAGCGGGUGGCGGCAAGCCGGCGGCAGUGCUGACGGCGGCGCAGCGGGUGGUUCAGAAUAGCGACGCCCUGAUUGCGGAGCUACGCCGUCUGGAGGAGGAUCGGGUCAUUCGGGACGCGGAGGCGAUCCUGGCAACGUUGAAGGGCGCAGGCGGCGGCAAGGGCGCCGCUGGCGACGACCGCGGCGCCAGCAGCAGCACACGCAGCCGCCCCGGCAGCCAUGCCCGUACAAGCAGCAGCAGCCAUGGCAGCAGCAGCAGCAGCAAUGGCAGUAGCAGCCAUGAUGGCGCCGCCACCGCCCUCGCCCCUACCCCUAGCAGCAGCAGUAGCAGUAGCAGCACUAGCACUAGCAGCAGUAGCACGGACGGCUUCCUGCCGCCCUUCAGCUUCAGCAGCUACGUGGCGCGGCUGCCGCUGGAGGCGGCCCUGCGCUGCCUGCUGGCCGGCACCACAGCCGCCGGAUCUGGAUCUGGAUCCGGAUCCGGAUGCACCCCGGGCGUCAGCUCCGGAUCCAAUUCCGGAUCCGGCUCCGCCGCCGGCGCCGGCGCAGCGGAGGCGCAGCCACUGCAGCGGAGGCGGUUCCUGCUUGUGCCCGACGCCGCAGACGAAGAGGCGGUGGAGGAGGCGGCGGCGCUGGGCGGUGCGAUGGGGGAGGCGAUGGAGGCGGCGGCGGCGGCCGAGGCGGCGGCGGCGGCCACGCUGGCGGCGGCGCGGCGGGAGGAGCGGGCGCGGCGGCGGCAGGCGGCCGCGAGGGGGGCUGGGGGCGGCCGGGAGGAGGAGGAGGACGAUGGGAGUGAGGAGGAGGCAGGCACCGACGUGGCGGCAGCGGCGGCGGCGGCAGCGAAGGGAUCGGUUGCGACGGCCAUGGAGCCGCGGAUGGCGCUGAACGUGUACGACAGCUCGCGGCGGCACUGGGCUCUGGAUGUGGUGGACGCGGGGCCGCUGCCGGCGGCUGUGCCGUUGUCCGCUGCAGCGGCGGCGGCGGCGGCGGCGGCGGCGGCGGCGGCGGCAGCGGCAGGAGCGGGAGGGGCUGGCGGGGGUGGCGGGGCGGCGGUGGCUGCGGACGCGGCGGCAGCACUUGCCGCCGCGCGUGCCGGUCUUGCCAGGGCCGCGUCUAGCAGUAGCAGUAGCAGUAGCAGCAAUGCCGGCGGCAGUAGCGGCAGUAGCGGCAGUAGCGGCGACCUGCCGGGCACGGGCAAGACCAGCGGCCCGGCCGCACCGCGGUCACAGCCGCCACCGCCGCCGCCGCCAUCGCCAGAGCCAGAGCCGCAGUCGCAGUGGCGGUCGCAGUCGCAUUCGCGGUUGCAGUCGCAGCCCCAGUCGGAGCCGCCCCAGUCUUCCGCGGGGCCGCUGGAGGGGCCGGCGGGGCCGUGGGUUGCGGUGGAGCCGCAGCGCAUGUUGGUGGGCGCGCCGCGAGGGCCGGCGGACAGCAUGGGUCCCGCGCUGGGGAUCACCUCCACCUCCUCCUCCGAGGAAGCCGACGAUGCAGACGACGACGACGACGCAGCCCCCGCCACCACCACCACCUCCCCCACCACCACCACCACCUCCACCACCACCACCACCACCCACAGCACCCACAGCACGCACAGCACCACCACCGAGCUGGCCGCGCCCCGCACGCCGGCCUUCCUGGUCCCCGGCCUCACGCUGAGCGUGCGCGCCGCCGACGGCUCCGUGCUGCGGCUGCGGCCCGCCUUCCUGAGCCUGCAGCAGCUGGCGGCGGCGGCGCGGCUGGCGGGCGACCUGGCGGCGCUGAGCUGGCGGCGGCGGCGGGCGGCGGCGCGGUGGAAGGUGGUGGCGGCGCUGGACGUCAUGACAGUGCACACCGCGGGCUUCCCCAUCCUCCGAAUGCCGGGCUCGGGCCCCGGCGGCCGCCAGCCGCCGCCAGGCGGCGGCGGCGGAGGCGGAGGCGGCGACCCGCAGCAGCAGCAGCCGGGUGAUGAGGAUAGCGAUGACGGACUGCCCGAGGCCAAGGAGCUGCUCAGGGAGCUGGGAGCUGCGGCGCAGGGCCGGCGGUCUCAGGCCAAUGCCGCCCCCGCCCAUGGUGCGGAGCCGCCUCCCUCGGGGCCGCUGCGGCUGCUGGCGACGCUGGGCGUGGGCGUGCUGAGCUGGGCGGGCUGGUGGCUGGCCUCCGGGGCGGACCUGGCGGAUGAGUGGUGGAGCCGCACACCCUGGGGCCUGGAGGAGAUCGGUGUGCCGAAGCAUGUGGCGGUACGGCCCGUACUUCUCGAGGACCACGUGGCCCAACUGGCAGCCGCCAACGGCCCGGCGGUUGCGGCGGCGGCGGCGCGGCGGGCGGCGGCGGCGGAGGCGGCGGCGCAGCGCGCGCAGGAGCGGCGGCGGAAGCACCAGCAUAAGUCGGAGAAGGCAAAGGGUGCGGCGGUGCCGGCUGAAGGCGGUAGUGGUGCUGCUGGGGCUGCUGGGGCUGUUGGUGGUGGUGGUGCUGGGGCUGGUGCUGGGGCUGGGGCUGGGGCUGCUGCCGCCGUGUCUGGAGGGUCAGAGCAGCUGCCGCCGACCCCGCCGGCGGCCCACGAGGCACCCGCCGCCAGCGCUAGCACGAGCGGCGGCGGCGGCGCCAGCACGGGACCCGACACCCGCCCACAGCCGCCCGAACCCAACCACACAACGGCCGCUGCAGCCACUCCUGCCGCCGGCACCACGCCAUCCCCUUCCGCGCCCGCUGCUGCCACCAGCCCCGCCAAGGGCAAGAAGCGGCAGGGCGCCGCCGCCGGCGGCGCAGCUGCUACAGCCGCCGCGGCCGUAGCCGUGCCUGGCGGCGCGCCGGGCGGCAUUGUGCUACAGCCUGCAACGCUGGCGGGGCUCGAAUGGCUGUUGCAGUUAAGUUGGGUGGUUGUGCAUGCGGCGCAGUCCGCCGUACGGCAAGUGGAGGAGGCGGGCGGGGAUGUCCUGUUCGGUACGGAGGGCGGCGGCGGCGCCGCCGCCGCCGCCACUGACCUGUACUUUGGCGGCGCCGCCGCCGCCGCCAUCGCGAGCAUGCUGGCGGUUGACGACGACGCACUCACGCGGCGUCUGGGCCUUGGCGGCGGCGGUGGCGGCGGCGGCGGCGGCGGCAUCACAUCCCUGACGGCGAGCCAGGAUGGGGAGAUUGGGCUGACAGCUAGGCUGUCCAUGCGCCCACCGGCUGGCGGCGCCGCCAGCGCGGCUGCAACCCGGAUGGCGAGCGCGGCGGCCGCGGCGGCGGCGGUGGCCGGCCAGGCGGCAGCAGAUGAGGCUGCUGCGGCGGAGCAGGCGCCGAAGGCCGGCGCGCCCUCUGCGGAGCAGCAGCAGCAGCAGCAACAACAGCAGAAAGGACAGGGGCAGGGCGAGGCGGGUUCGCCAGGAGGCGCGGACGGCGCGGGGGCAGGUCCAGCAGCAGGGGCGCCGCCUGCCGCGCCGGCGGCGGCGGCAGAUCAGCAGCCACAGCCGGCGGCGGGUGCGGGUGCAACUGGCAGUAACGGAAGUCCCAGUGGCGGCGGCGGCGGCAGUGGCGGGCUAAACAUUCGGGACCUGGGCCCGCAGCUGACUCAGCCCGCGACGCGCCUUGCGGGGCAGGCCGCGCGGCUCUGCACCCUGGAGGUGGGCCUGCACGUGCACCUGCGCAAGCUGCUGGCCGGCGGCGGCGGCGGCGGCGGCGGCGGCCUGGCGCCGGACGCGCCCGAGCCCUUGCUGGAGCGGCAGCAGCCCGCAGGGCCCAGCCUUGCGGCGGCGACGGCGGCGGCAGCCGGCGGGACGGGGGCAGCCUGGACGGGGGCAGGCGGGACGGGGGCAGGCGGGACGGGGGUGACGGGGGUGACGGGGGCUGGUGAGAAGAGCGGCAGCGGGGGUGAUGGUAGCACCAGUGGCGGCAGCGGCGGCAGUGCGCAGGCGCCUUCCGAGCUGGGGUCCGCUGCCGGCGAUGCAGCGGCGGCGGCGGCGGCGGCGGCGGCGGCGGCGGCGCCUGCCCCGGCGCCGGCGACGGCGACAGGAAGCCAUGCCGCCAACGGCACAGCCCAGGCGGCCGCUAGCACCCCCACCACCACCACCACCGCAUACACCAUUCCGCGGCUGGCGGCGCCGCCACAGCGCCGCCCCGGUGCCAGCGCGGCGGCGGCGGCGGCGGCGGUGCGCGGGCCUGACGCACACGGGCUCUUACUCAUCGGCGAUUUGGGCCUGGAUGCCGACGCGGUCGCCCUGGAGGCCGCCGCCGCCACGCCGUCCGCCGUGCCGUACAGACCGUACCGCCCGCCGCCCAUGGGUUACGCUGACCUGGCGGGACUGCUGUCGCCCGCCGCCGCCGCCGAAGCCGCCGCCGCCGCGGCGGCGGCGGCGGCGGCCGCCGCGGAAGCCGCGGCGGCGGCAGCGAAGGUAGCGGACGGGGCAGGGGCGGCGUCAACGGGCGGCGCGGCUGGGGGCGUUGCGUCGUGCGGGGGUGGCGAGGCAGCUGCGUCGUCGGCGUCGGUGUUUUACGGGGGCGGUGUCAUGGAGGAUGGGACGGAAGGUUUUGGGGAUGAGGAGGAGGAGGAGGAGGAAGAGGAGAGCAGCGAGGAGAGCAGUACCGACGACAGCGAGGGCGGCGGGGGCGGCGGGGGCGGGUGGGCGUCGUCCGGGCGGGGGACGGGUGGCGGCGGGGGCGCGGCUGCCAAGUCGUGGGCGGCACGGGGAUCGGGCCGAGGCGGUUGGGGGCGGUGGGGCCGCUGAGUUGCCCGUGCAAGGUAUCGGCGUGUGGGCGGUGGCUUCUACGUAAGAACAUCAUCAGCAGCCACAGCCGAGAGGCGGCGUGAUUCUCUACAGUAACUUGUAACCCCUGAGGUCU